Messenger RNA from Rhagoletis pomonella (apple maggot), 1761 nucleotides. RefSeq lists its product as uncharacterized. The record is from RefSeq and is a predicted model, not a curated record. The transcript is spliced from 7 exons. Gene Ontology annotation, molecular function: protein binding. The coding region runs from base 28 to 1761 and encodes 577 amino acids. NCBI's taxonomy places the organism in Eukaryota, Metazoa, Arthropoda, Insecta, Diptera, Tephritidae.
AGGAAUAAACAGAAGUAAAUUGCCAAAAUGCAGGAAGUAGCGGUUCUGCCUUGGGAGAAGAUCGCUUGGAGUGAUGAACAUGUGCAGUUAAUCUAUCGCGAUUGGGGUCUAUUUUACACACGUAAACAACAGCUGGACAUUGCAGCAAACUACUAUGACAAAUCGCUGGAGCUAAAGGGCGACGAUUCUCGAGCGCUUUACUUUCGCAGCCAAUGUAAGCGUAAUAUUGCGCAGACGCAAGGGGCGUUAGAAGACAGUUUGGAAGCAGGAGCUAUUGAACCAAAUAAUGCUCCAAUAAAUCUCGAGAUUUGUGAUGCACUGUAUGAGCUUAACCAAUUCGAGAAUUGCAAAGUCGAGCUACAUGACAACACACGUAAAUUUUAUGGCAAGAAAGUUUCAGCAUUCCUGAAUCGUUUAAUUGUGGUCAAUGAAAAUUUCAAUGACUCCAUUGGUGAAACACUUGGCCCAUUCAUAUUGAGAAAUGAGAAAAUUUUCGCAAAAGUAUUGGAACACUUGGAACAUGAGAAGUACGUAGAUCCACGUCCGCUAUGGAAAAUACUGCGCGAGCAAGGAAAAUGCGACGUGCUUAGCAUAUUGGAAAAGGAGGAACUGCUCCUGUCUCCACGUGAAAUCGCAAGGCGCGAGCGCGCGUUCAAGGUCUUCAACCAAUUAUAUUACAACAAAAGUUGGAUUGAUGUGCUUUGUUUGAAGAGUUUACGUGAUAAUCCUAACCUAUUGCUGCCACAGUGCAAAGUUUCCACCCCUUUUCUACACCAUCUAACAAACAACAAAUAUGGGGUGCUGAAGAAAUUUUUGAAAAUGCUUCAAGCUCGCAGUCCAUUUUAUAAUGAACAAAUGCUUAAGUGUCCGGAUAAGAAAGUUUGGGAAAAACAUCGUGAGACACAUUUGAAUCAUAUACAAUAUCAGACGCGUCGAAAUAUGCUAACGAUAUUGCGUACGAUUCGCCAACUUAGGGCCAGGGGAAAACUUGACAAACUCAGUAAAUACAUCGAAGAAGUUAUGGGCGAUUAUAUAGUGCUAAAGACACAUCGCGUCAUGCCCUGGAAAUUCGAAUUUUUGAAUGAAGUGUACAACACAUUGGCGCUGGCUUAUAUCGAUCGUUUCAUUCAACCGAGUGAUUUGUCAUCGGCACAAAAUAAUGCAAGUCACUUAAUGCGAUUGCUACGUAUUCCAACCGAUAAGAGCAAAGAUCGUCAAGUGAGCUUUGUCUUCGGCGAUAAAUCCACCUAUCAGGAACCGGAUGCUAUCGACUAUACAAUGAUCGCUUACAAAAAAUAUUUGGCUCGCUUGGAGAAACGUAUUCACUUCGCUAAAUACUCGAUUGAAAAAUGCUAUUUAUUGCACGAGAUCGCCCGCAGUCAUCUGAGACAGAGCCGAUUUGACGAAUGUGUUUCCGUGGCUCGUAAAGCUAUUGAAGAAUCGAAAAACUGCAACAGCAACGUUUGGCGCUUCUUAAGCACCAUACUUAUAUGUAAGGCCCAUACAGUUCUUCACAAGGUGGAACGUGCCAAGGAAAUACUAGAUGAAUCCUAUGCGGUGGCAAAGAGUUUGAAUAGCCCUGAAUUGAUGUCUUUCAUUGAGAGCUGUCGCCAAGUGAAUGAGGCAGAAAUAUCAUUGAAAAAGCGUUAUCAGUCAACGGAUUCGAUCCGCAAGCGCAGAAGCAAAGUUUCGCUUGAAAGCCGCACCUCACAAAUAUCACAACGUAGUAGUGAAACAAACGAUGAAUUAAAUGCAGCAUAA